AUGAAUAUCUCAACAAUUAUGAAGGAUAAAGCUUGCUCUCAGGAAGUUAUCAAGCUGGCUAAUAUUGAAGAAUAUCUACUCAGGCAAAAGGCUAAAAUAGAUUGGAUCAGGUUAGGGGACAUUAGUAGUGCUUACUUCUAUUCCAAUCUCAAGGAUAGAUAUAAGCAAGCUCAAAUUAACAACCUGGUUGAUAAAGAUGGCAAGAAUCUUGUGGAUCAUGACCAAAUUGAGAAAGAGGUGAUCAAUUUCUAUCAAGGGUUAGUGGGGUCUGCUGCUACUAGCAUGAAGAAGAUUGAUAUCGAGGUGCUUAGAAAUGGUAAUCAGGUGAAGGUUGACCAAUGUCAUCAAUUGAUGGCUCCUGCUUUUGAAAAAGAGGUUCACCAAACCGGAUGA
Molecule: messenger RNA, 393 nt
Organism: Vicia faba (fava bean)
Lineage: Eukaryota; Viridiplantae; Streptophyta; Magnoliopsida; Fabales; Fabaceae
Source: the annotation of a GenBank genome assembly